AUGGACGAGCUCCGGAUGCCGGAUGACGACGUGCCGCUGCUGGGCAAGCAAGCCUCGGGCCAGUCCUGGUUGGCCAGGAAGCAGGCGGACUUUGUCCAGCUCUUCUCCGCCGCCUACUGGCGCGCCAAGCUCACGCCCGAGACCCUCCGCAUUCUCCUCUACUUCUUCCUUCUGGUCCUCUUUGGCAUUGCCAACAGUGUCACGGGUCGGUACAAUCAGAUGAAGUUCGGCUCCAACUACGCCUGGUUCAACAACCAGUUCACGACGUUGACGUAUUGCGUGCUGGCGCAGAUCAUCACCUCCUACAAAUACUUUUUCACCAACGACAUCACCGACGAGAUGAAGGCUUUCCCCGUGUGGAAGUUCUUCCUCUUCGGCGUGUUCGAUGGUCUUGCCGGUUUUCUGUUCUCGAUCGGUGCUCCCAACACGCCGGCCACCCUCCAGAACAUCAUCAAUCAGACGAUCAUUCCCAUGACGAUGGUGGCCUCCUUCAUCGUCCUCCGGGCGAGAUACGGACUGGGCAAGAUCGGCGGCGCCGGAAUCAUUCUCGCGGGCGCCUUCGUCGCGCUCAUCCCGCUCUUCACCAGCAACAAGAACAGCGACAAUCCUCCCGCCCUCUGGUAUGCGAUCCUCAUCUACGUGUCCAACAAUGUUCCCCAGGCGCUGUCCAACGUCACCAAGGAGCUCGCGUUCGGGCAGGUGGUGCUCGACGUGUACUACAUGGGCUCCUGGGUGGCCUGGUUCCAGCUGGGCGUGAGCUUGUCCCUCCUCCCGGUCACCAUGCUCCCCGGUUUCGGCGGCAUCUCGGCGAGCGACAUCCCCGACCAGAUCCAGAACGGCUACUUCUGUCUUCUCGGAUGGAACACGCUGCCGGGCGACUCGUGUGAGUACAACUACCUCUUCACGGGCAUGUACGUCCUCGUCAACUUCGGCUACAACAUCUUCAUCCUGCUCGUCACCAAGCACGCCUCAGCCACGCUCUUCACGCUGGCCUUCGCCCUGCGUCUGCCGCUGACCCAGGUCGUCUACACGCUGCACUUCAUCAUGUUCCAAUUCACCGAGGACUUCAACUGGGAGACGAUCGUGUCGCUCGUCGUCGUGCUGCUGGGCUUUGCCAUCUACUCCGCGGCCAGCAGCCCGGCCGAGCCCGAGGCCGGCGCCGAUGAGGAGAACAAGGACCUGCUGGGCAAGGACGAGCCGGAGUUGACCAAGGAGCGGACCGUCGCGCUCUUCAACCCGCGACUCGCCGGCGUGCCCGAGCAGGUGUUCGCCGUCAAGCCCGAGGCCAAGGACCAGCUCUACCUGCGCAAGUCCUACAUGUACCGCCUGGGCAUCAAGACGCCCCAGGUGGUCGCCUACGAAUCCAACCAGCGGACCAACAUCAACUAG
This is a messenger RNA of Acanthamoeba castellanii str. Neff, 1389 nucleotides long. RefSeq lists its product as uncharacterized. The transcript is spliced from 7 exons. The record is from RefSeq and is a predicted model, not a curated record. Lineage: Eukaryota; Discosea; Longamoebia; Acanthamoebidae. Bases 1 to 1389 code for a protein of 462 amino acids.